AUGCCGCCCGCACUACCCUCCCGGCCCUUAUCCUACGCGACGGCCCCCUCCGUCCUCCCCUACACCCUCCGCUUCCACCCCUACGCCCCCUCCGCCACCUCGCAGGUCCACCACACCCACCGCCUCUGCGUCGGCGCCGCCGUCAUCUCCACCCCCACACCCCCGGAUAAGAACAACAACAGCACCACCACCACUACCACCACCAACAAUAUCCCCCCCAGGAUCCUCCUCCUCCAGCGCUCCGCCCGGGAAAAGGCUCUCCCCCACCGCUGGGAACUCCCCGGCGGCGCCGCCGAGUCCCGCGACGGCGACGCCCUCGCCGCCGCCGCCCGCGAGCUCUGGGAGGAGACGGGCCUGCGCGCCGCGCGGUUCGCCGCCCUCGUCGGCGCCUACCAGUGGGAUGGCGCCGGCGACAGCGCCGCCGCGACGGCCGUGCCGGGGGACCAGGCGUGGGGUCUGCCGGGGGGCGGCGUGGGCGUCGCGGAGUCGGCCGACGUUGUCGCCAGUCGCCGCGACGCCUGGCGCAAGUACACGUACCUCGUCGAGGUUGAGACCGAGGCCGGCGGGCGCGCCGAUGUCGUCGUCGACCCCGAGGAGCACGAGGCCUUUGUCUGGGCCACGGAGGACGAGGCGCGCGCCGGCCGGUGCGGGGACGUCGUCCUCGACUGGACCUCGGAGAACCAGAGGCUGGACGUGUUGAAGGCCUUUGAGAUCGCGAAGAAGAGGCGCUAG
Messenger RNA from Colletotrichum higginsianum IMI 349063, 732 nucleotides. Its product is annotated as NUDIX domain-containing protein. The transcript has a single exon. The record is from RefSeq and is a predicted model, not a curated record. Lineage: Eukaryota; Fungi; Ascomycota; Sordariomycetes; Glomerellales; Glomerellaceae. The coding region runs from base 1 to 732 and encodes 243 amino acids.